Molecule: messenger RNA, 759 nt
Organism: Closterium sp. NIES-65
Lineage: Eukaryota; Viridiplantae; Streptophyta; Zygnematophyceae; Desmidiales; Closteriaceae
Source: the annotation of a GenBank genome assembly
AUGGCGGGUAGUAACCGUAAGGGGGCAUGUAGGGGUAUGGUGGGUAGGCUGAUGGGUGGGAUUGGAGGGGAGCGGUGGGCGGAUAACCUGGGGAAGUACCUGGCCAAUAGGAAACGCCCAAUGCAGCAGCGGGAGUGCUUCGCAGCAGUAACUGCAGCAGCGGCGGGAGCAGCUGGAGCAGUGGGCGCAGCGGGAGCAGUGAGAGCAGUGGGCGCAGCGGGAGCAGUGAGAGCAGUGGGCGCAGCGGGAGCAGUGAGAGCAGUGGGCGCAGCGGGAGCAGUGAGAGCAGUGGGCGCAGCGGGAGCAGUGAGAGCAGUGGGCGCAGCGGGAGCAGUGAGAGCAGUGGGCGCAGCGGGAGCAGUGAGAGCAGUGGGCGCAGCGGGAGCAGUGGCAGCAGACCAGCUGACCUGUCCACUGUGCCUGAUUGCGCAUGCUUUUGAGUCAACUCAAAAAGAGGACCCGCUGACCUGUCGACUGUGGGGGAAUGAGUGUGGCAUAGAGAUAGGUCCUGUGUGGGUGAGUGAUGGGACCGAGGAGGGGGAGAAGGGUGGUGGUGAUGAGAAGGGGGAGGAGGAGACGGGUCGUGAUGAUGAGGAGGGGGAGGGGGAGAAGGGUGGUGAUAAGAAGGGAGGGGAGGAGGAGGAGGAGGAGAAGGAUGCUGCUGUUGCUGCUGUUGGUGUUGGUUGUGACGACGCUGCUGAUAAGCAGAGGGACCAGUAUGGGUAUCAGAAGGAGCAGCAGCGUCAGCAGAGGCUGUAG